Gadus chalcogrammus (walleye pollock) is the source of this 9946-nucleotide messenger RNA. Its product is annotated as gap junction alpha-5 protein-like. Gene Ontology annotation, biological process: cell communication. The coding region runs from base 3695 to 4885 and encodes 396 amino acids. The record is from RefSeq and is a predicted model, not a curated record. NCBI's taxonomy places the organism in Eukaryota, Metazoa, Chordata, Actinopteri, Gadiformes, Gadidae. Gene Ontology annotation, cellular component: connexin complex. The transcript is spliced from 8 exons.
UAUAGGAGAGACAGAGCUCAACCACCUCCACAGAGAGACCAGUAUAGGAGAGACAGAGCUAAACCACAGAGAGACUAGUACAGGAGAGACAGAGCUCAACCACGAGAGACCAGUACAGGAGAGAGAAGCAGAACACGUUGACUGGGUGAACAAAGCCUGUAAGGAAUGUAGGUCUGCACCCUGCUGCCAUUGUAUGCCAACACAAUCUGUCUUCCUGUGCAGUCGAGAGGCAAGGAGUACACACCCAUGUACAUCACACACCCACACGUUAAAAGGGAAAGAACAACACAACCACUCACAUCCAGGCAAACACAAACACACAGAGGACCUAAAUGAGAGAGAGAGAGAGAGAGAGAGAGAUAAAGUCUCCACAGGCCAGGCUCAUUUGUUUCUUCGCAGAACUAUACUCUGACUGACUGGAUGUCUAACUCACUGAACGUCGUUUCAACUCUUUGUGUCAGACUAGCGGACCGAGGUCUGCUACAAGGUAGACUUUUGUAUGUUUGCACUUUUUGAUGUGUUUGAUGGAUUAUUCCUUUAAACGGAUUGUUACACUGGACCAUUUUAUUUGAAGCCGUUACACUUCAGACACGUCUGUCAUUCUGCCUUCAAAGCGAGCACUUGAAUGUGAUGAACACAGCUCAGAGUGACUUCGAUACUUUGAGAAGAUCUGUUGUACACGGGAUCGCCGCCAAAGCUCAACAUUCACAAGACCUCAUGUUUUUUUCUGUAAUUAUUUAUUGAUUUUGAUUCCAUUUUUUGGUAGACUUAAAGUACGUUUCAUUCUCACAACUGGAACAGCUUGGUAUAAACACAAAAACAUAUUCAUUGUGCUUUGCUGCUGGAUAAGUACUGCCUUAAUCCCCCUCUGGUCUGGAUUCAUUUUAUUGGACUCCUUGUUAUAUUCUUCUACAUCUAACCAGAGAGAGGGCGCGUGGGAACCCUGCGUCAGAAUAAAUCAAACCCUGGGAAACAUAAUAGAGGAGGUCCUAAAGGUAACACACAUUUAGACUACAAUAAACCCUGGGACUACAUUCUAUAAUGUCUCCCAGGGUUUAAUUUAGUCUAAAUGGUAACACACAUUUAAACUACAAUAAACCCUGGGAAACAUAGAGAAGUUCCUAAAGGUUACACACAUUUAAACUACAAUAAACCCAGGGAGACAUAUAGAGGAGUUCCUAAAGGUAACACACAUUUUAACUACAAUAAACCCUAGGAGACAUUAUAGAGGAGUUCCUAAAGGGAACAUAUUUAAACUACAAUAAACCCUGGGAGACAUUAUAGAGGAGGUCCUAAAGGGAACACAUUUAAACUACAAUAAACCCUGGGAGACAUUAUAGAGGAGGUCCUAAAGGUUACACACAUUAAAACUACAAUUAACCCUUUGAGACAUUAUAGAGGAGGUCCUAAAGGUUACACAAAUUUAAAUUACAAUAAACUUACCCAACUUCCCAUACACACACGCAUGCAAGCACAGACACACCAAUCCACUAAAUGGGUGGAUGGCGGGAAAAGCAAGGGAACAUCGAUAAUGCUCCUACAAUUCCAAAUUCUAAACUACUUAAUGUUUGCCGUCCACAAACUAAGAAACCUGCUUAAUUUGUACCUUUGUAUAAGCCUUAGAACCAGACAAAUCUGGGAGUUUAUGUUUUACUUGCUCUUGCAUGUGUCUGGCCCCCGUUCCAUCAGAAAGAUUUCUAGCUUCCCUGGUCCGGGUCAUGUCAAUCCCAAGCGUUGAUCUAAUGUGUGGUGGUCCGACAGGGCGAUAAUUGUUUAGACCAGGGGUUUUCAAAGUGUGAGAGAGUGAGCCCCCCCUCAGAGAAAAAAAUUCAGCUGAGCCCCCCCCCCCCCCAAUUUUUUUUUUUCUAAAGACCUGUGUUUUGAAAGCUAUCUUAAUUAUUUUACACAUUUUAAACAUCUCUGAUCAUAACUUUAAAACAUUUGAAACAUUUUUUAAACAUUUGAAACAUAUUUUUUAAACAUUUUAAACAUAUUUCUGAAACAUUAAAACAUCUUUGUGCGUUUUUAAACACAUUUCUUAACACAAUUUAACCUUUUAUAAAUACAUUUGAACAUCUUAAUCUGUGAUCUUAAACUGCCAGUUUGCACAGAUUCAUUCAGGAUCCCCGACUCUGAAUUUUCAGAGUCGAAUCAGAUCUGCUUUUUCAGUCCAGAGAUUCGACUAUUCGGCAGGGUUUGUUUACCGGCGUUGUUAUGGUGACCUAAAUUAUUAUAAGCAACUGAAAACGAUGCCGGUUUGAAACUAAAACUGUGAUUCUGAAAAAAGUAUAAAUGCUAUCAAAAUUCCGUUUCGAUAGUAUUGAAGAUACAAGUGUGUUGAUUUGUUUAAUGGUUUGAACGAUGGUAAACGGUUGAAAAAUGAAUGAGUUACGAUGUCUAGAAGUAGGUGUAUCAGAAUGGGCUGACGUCUUCAAUGAAAACAGCUGAAAACGAAGCGGUACGAAACUAAAAAUGUGAUUCUGAAGACAUUUUAAAUGAUAUCGAAAUUCUGUUUAGUUAUUAUUGAAGAUACAAGUGUGUAGAUUUGUUAAAUGGUUUGCACGAAGAUAAACGGUUGAAAAUCGAUUUAGUUAGGUUACUUCUACAGUUGAAGUACGAUUGAUGAUUUGAAUCAUCGACUUCCAGGUUUUUCUUCGGGUUUAUUUUUUUCACACGUCGCGCCCCCCCUGAAGAACUCUGGCGCCCCCCAGGGGGGGCGCGCCCCACAGUUUGAAAACCACUGGUUUAGACCCAGGCCCUAUGGGAGCUGUUGAGGCCUUUUCAUAGUCAACCACAAUGUGUGAUGUUUUCCGUUGCUCUAAUUGGUUGUCGGACUCACCGUCCUGCCUGUGUAAAACCUUCGUCAUAGAGCCGGCUUUCUUGGUUCAUUGGAGUAAGCGAGGCUACGCAUGGAGAGUAGACGUCUUUAGAAUCAUUUGCAUACUCUGAUUUCAAUUUUAUUUUAAUUCAAGCCACUCACAUGCACGAAUGAGUAGACCACAUCUCAGUAUAGGCUACUAUUUACAAGUGCAAAAAGGCCAACAUAUUCUUUAUUUUGCUGAGCACAUGUUUUUUAUCCCGACAAAUGCCUCGCAAGGAAAGUUCCCCUGCUGCUUUCUCAUAGUUGGCCACCAUCUUUCCCUUUCUUCGUUAAACGUGACUGCAUCACCUUCUCUCCCAUGAUCGUCAGCAGCUCUCAGAUUUCGCCAUCUCUACAGUUACAACUCCUCAUGUUGAUUUCGCUGCGUUGUAGAGAACGCCGGGAGGCACGCAAUGUUUACAACUUCUCGGGGGAGUGUAUUUGCAGACAUGGGCAAAGUGUUCGAUCAAUCGCAACAGAGAGAGCGUACCCAUCAAUCACAGCAAACUGGGCUACUCGGAACGGGAGGGGGGCUAACGGGGGGGGGGUUAGACGCUGAUAUGGGUUUUGCAGUAAUGAACAGUUGUAGAACUAUUCUAUUCUAGAAGUACCCCCAAAUGCAAUUAUUAACCCUAAAAAAGCAUGAUAUAGGAUCUUUAAUUUAGUGGUUCCAGACUUUAACACUGAUAUAAGCAAAUAUAUAUCAAAGUAUCCCAAUCAACUUCCUGAGAACAAAUACUGUGGUCACUAAGAUAACCCUUUUCUUCCUUCCGACAGGUUACUACCAAACCGAUUGCAGUGCGCUGUUGUGACCCUGCUGUCCUCUGAUUGGUCAUGGCAGACUGGAGCCUUCUGGGAAACUUCCUUGAAGAAGUACAGGAACAUUCUACCUCUGUUGGCAAGGUGUGGCUGACCAUUCUGUUCAUCUUCCGAAUCCUCGUCCUGGGCACUGCGGCCGAGUCUUCCUGGGGAGACGAACAAGAGGACUUCACCUGUGACACCAUCCAGCCCGGCUGUGAAAACGUCUGCUACGACCGGGCCUUCCCAAUAGCGCAUAUCAGAUACUGGGUUCUCCAGAUCGUGUUUGUGUCCACGCCCAGUCUCAUCUACAUGGGCCAUGCCAUGCACAUCGUACGCUGCGAGGAGAAGAGGAGGAGCAGAGAGGCGGAGAUCCAAGAGGAGGGUGGAGGCAGAGAGGAUGACCCAGGAGGAGGACAGAAAGGAGGAGAGAGGAAUGUAAAGGGAGAGCAGGAUGGAGGAGUAGGAGGAGCAAGAGGAGAGAAAGGGCGUAUCCACCUUAGGGGGGCGUUGCUACGAACCUACAUCCUCAGCAUUCUCAUACGGAGCAUCAUGGAGGUGGUGUUCUUGUGUCUGCAGUACUUCAUGUAUGGAAUUUUCCUCCAUCCUCUCUUCAUGUGCCAGGCCUGGCCAUGUCCUCACCCGGUCAACUGCUACAUCUCCCGACCCACUGAGAAAAACGUCUUCAUCGUGUUCAUGCUGGCUGUGUCUGUGGUCUCACUGGCACUCAGUGUGCUUGAACUCCAGCAUCUAGCAUGGAGACACUGCAUCAGGCACAUCAUCACCAAGGGGAGAAUAUCACCCUGCAAUAGGGAGUUACCUUUGCCAACACCAUUAACUCCACCUCCAGACUUCAACCAGUGUGUGAUUGGUUCUUCACAUUACCUACCUCUCCCGUUUCCCAACCAUCGAUUGGCCACUCAGCAGAACUCUGACAACAUGGUUGCUGAGAUGCGUAAGAUGGCUGUGGAGGAGAACUUCCUUCAGAUUACCUGCUACAAGCAUGAAAGACAGCCUGGAGACUGUGGGCACAUGCAAGACGGUGGCUUCCAGAAUGAAGGGGUGGACUGUUCCAACAAGGAGGCAUCUUUUCCUCAGAUCCAGUACAGUAAAACAGGAUUCCCAGUACCAAGCCCCAGUGGAGUUUUCUUCCAGAAGGACAAGCGGCGAUUGAGCAAGACCAGCGGGACCAGCAGCCGAACCAGGGCUGAUGAUUUAGCCAUUUAGAGACACUUGAAGAAAACCGGGGCGCAAAUAGACACAUGAUGUCCUGUGGUUUUAUGAGUAGAAAAGAAUGAGCUCUUCAUGAAGCAGUUGGAACACACCAUCUACAGCCAGAUCUCAUCAAAAAGUUUGGAAGAGCUCAAGGCCAUAGUUACUUGAGGAGGAUCAUCUCGAUGAUGGCUCAAAACUGAUUCUGCUGACGAAGAGCAGGAACUAAUUUGGCUGGGGUCUCAUUAUGACAUGAAAAUAUUGUGUUGAAACUUUGACUAAACAAGUCUGAGUUUAAGGUAAAAGUUUGAGGUAAAAGCUCAAAAGCAAAUAAAACCGGUACACAGUAACUUUACAAUAAGGGUACAUUAAUUAACAAUGAUUUACCAUUAGUUAAUGCAGUAAUAACCACUUAUGUGUUUAGUAAUAAUUUACUAAUGAUGUUCACGUUAAGGUAUUCAUUUAUAAAUUAUCUGAUAGAAUUAACCGGAACCCACUAACCUUUUACCCUAAAGCUGUGUUCAUGCUAUAUAAUAAUGUUUAUUAUUGCAUUAAGGUUAAUUAACGUGCCCUUAUUGUGAGGUUUUACAAGUUAGACUAUGACGAAAAGACAGAGUGCAUCGGGCAAUCUUGCCUCCUGCAACAAACGCAUACAAAGGUCAACCGCUAUUUAGAUUUACUGACCCAUGUUUGGUUUUGGAUCAAUGUAUAUUUUUAUUUGCAGUGUACUUUUCUUUGUUCUUGCACAGAAUAAAAUGCUAAUUAGAAAAGGAAAAGGAAAUUCAAAUUUUAUUAAUAGCAUAAACAUGAUUUAAAAUCUGUUCAGGUUAGUGUUGGUCAUACUAAAGAAACGUAUGUUCUACAAAACCAUACUUGAAACAAAAGUGAUGAUGGCUAUGGAAACAGAUUAGUUGCUAUAAUUGUCUUAGGCCAUAAUAUUCAAAUCAAAUUGUUGGAGAUGUAAUAUUGUUUACUUUUUAUAAGAACACACUGGUGUCUUGUCCUUUUCACCAUGGCUGCACAUGUUUGUCGGACACAAACUGCCCAUGGGGCUGAUUGGCAUCAGGGGGGAGCAGAGCAAGGUAGACUGGAGUCUCAGCGCCCUCUUCUGGUGACUUGGGGGCUUUGGUGCCGGCCAUAUCGGUACGCACCCAGCCUGGGCAACAGGCAUUGAGCAAAAUCUAUCGUGACGAACACAAAACCAACAUGGAUCAGAUGUUACCCGAGUGUUAUGGAAGGCAUAACAGGAUAAAGGCACACUUGGGCAGUGGAACACAGAACAUAACUGAAUAUGCUAUGAACUUUGGAUUAAUAUGGAGAAAUGACUAGAUAUGGAUAUAGUUGUAAUAUAGUGACCUUGUCUCCAUGUCUCUCCCUGGACAGUCUGCGGGCCAGGAUAAAAGAGAGUGCCUGGAGAUAAAAUACAGAAAAUAAAAAAAAUAUACAGAUAAAAAGAAAGAAAGAACAAAGGAAAGAUAUAAAUAGAGUGGCAAAGUCACGCCCCUUCCGUUAGAACCCAUGGGAUCGAAAAAUAUGAGAUCGAAAAAUAUUAAUGGAGAGAAAGUAAUUAUCUUCUGGUCCCAGUCUUUAUAUGCCCCGGAUUACAGAUAUGUUGUUUGUGGGUUUAAAUGAAAAUUUUUCAUGUCAAGAGUUUGAUCGUUCAUUGUGCAAUUGUUCAGUUAAUGGCUGUAGAAAAAACACAAUGAGAAAGACUACAUGUCUCGUAUGUGCCGUCACGCUCCCUGCAACUGGCGUGGACAAGACCAACAAUCUCCCCAUCGGCAUAACUGAAACUCUCCACAUGCCCCAACUUAUAAUGGUUUUCAACUCUUUUGAUGCUUUCAUCCGCCCCAUGGAAAAAACCUAACAUUAUCAAACUUCGAGUUUUCUUUGCAUGAAAAAUUAUCAUUUAAAUCCACAAACAACAUAUGUGUAAUCCGGGGCAUAUAAAGACUGGGACCAGAAAAUAAUUACUUUCUCUCCAUUGAAACCCAUUCAUAUUUUCGAUCUCAUAGGUCCCAUGGGCUCUACCGGAAAGGGCGAGAUUUCGCCACUCUAUGGUCUCCAGAGGCCAGGCUCAUUUGUUAGAUCUAAACUGACUGAAUGGAUGUCUAACUCACUGACCGUCUACUUGACGAUGUUUCAACUCUUUGGGUUUCAAUGGAGAGAAAGUAAUUAUUUACAAUUCACACAUUCAUAUUUUCGAUCUCAUAGGUCCCAUGGGCUCUACCGGAAGGGGCGUGACUUCGCCACUCGAUGGUCUCCAGAGGCCAGGCUCAUUUGUUAGAUCUAAACUCUGACUGAAUGGAUGUCUAACUCACUGACCCUCUACUUGACGAUGUUUCAACUCUUUGUGUGAAACUAUUGUUGGGCAAAAUAACCUGCUGAGCACAUCACAUGUACAUUAUAAAUAUAGCUAACUCCUACCCCAGCCUGAUCAGCACAUCACAUGGCAGUCACCUUACAAUAGUCAACUCUUAACGCCUGAUGAGCACAACACAUGGCAGUCACAUUCAACUUUUAAACACAUAACACACACAUGAUAACAUAGUCAGGUCGAGGCCAGAGCUAAGGCCCCAUUUCUCCGCCAGGCAAAUGGUAAACACUCAGACAAUGCACUGUUUCAUCCUCAGAACGGGAGGGCCACAAUCAGGAGACUCUUUGAGGCGCUCCCCCAUCAGGAAGAACACGAGGAGAUACACUAGGGCCUGAGAGCCAAGGUCACGCAAAGCACUGUUUCAUCCUCAGAACGGGAGGGCCACAAUCAGGAGACUCUUUGAGGCGCUCCCCCAUCAGGAAGAACACGAGGAGACACACUAGGGCCUGAGAGCCAAGGUCACGCAAAGACACACAGAACCACAUACGUCUCAAACGCACACACCUCACCAAGAGGAAGAUACAGCAUAAAACUGUAUCACACAGACACUUCUCCCUCUUCUUCUGAAGCAGACCUUCCACGGAGGCGAAGCUCUGGACGAACCAUCAGCGCUGAUUAGGGACUUAGACAUAUUCGAUUUCUCACGCUUUAUGACUCUGUAUAACCGUUGCCACUUUACUUAAUAAAUCCAAGGUCCUCGUGCCGAUAGACUUUAUUACCUCUCCGUCUCAUUUUAUCUGAUCCAGUAACUAGACAGACCGUUUUUCCCUUCAAUUUGGUGACCUCCGACGUGAUUUUUUCUGAAUUGAACACGCAACUGGGAAACGAGAGACGGAGAGCGGCACGACCUCGAGACCCCGGAGCACCGGACCGAUUCCUGCAGUCUCACCUCGCGCGCGCCCAACAAAAGGUAGGCAGAACCUGUUGAUAAAAUCCAAACUCUGCAUAGUUAUAUAGGAACCACAUUAGGAGGUGAGACUGUGAGAGCGGUUCGCUACGGGAUAUCUCGUGGGGACGAAUAGAGUUGCAUUCCAGCAUUGCCCCAUAAACCCAAUUGACCCUGAACGCGUGACACAUCGAAUAUCGGCUCGUUGCAUGGUGAAAGAAUACCCUCGAGACCAUAGGGCCUAUAAGAAUCGGUCAUAGUGAUACAAGACUACCGAUGGCCGAAUAAUGUAUGCCUGGGCCAAGAGUGGAGCCCAGAGGGAUGCCUGGGCCGCGGGUGGAACCCAGAGGGAAUGAGAAGGGCCUAUAAGAAUCGGUCAUAGUGAUACAAGACUACCGAUGGCCGAAUAAUGUAUGCCUGGGCCAAGAGUGGAGCCCAGAGGGAUGCCUGGGCCGCGGGUGGAACCCAGAGGGAAUGAGAAGGGCCUAUAAGAAUCGGUCAUAGUGAUACAAGACUACCGAUGGCCGAAUAAUGUAUGCCUGGGCCAAGAGUGGAGCCCAGAGGGAUGCCUGGGCCGCGGGUGGAACCCAGAGGGAAUGAGAAGGGCCUAUAAGAAUCGGUCAUAGUGAUACAAGACUACCGAUGGCCGAAUAAUGUAUGCCUGGGCCAAGAGUGGAGCCCAGAGGGAUGCCUGGGCCGCGGGUGGAACCCAGAGGGAAUGAGAAGGGCCUAUAAGAAUCGGUCAUAGUGAUACAAGACUACCGAUGGCCGAAUGAUGUAUGCCUGGGCCAAGAGUGGAGCCCAGAGGGAUGCCUGGGCCGCGGGUGGAACCCAGAGGGAAUGAGAAGGGCCUAUAAGAAUCGGUCAUAGUGAUACAAGACUACCGAUGGCCAAAUAAUGAAUGUGUAUUAAAUAAUUCUAUGUGGUAAGAAGGUUAGAGUCCCUUUGCAGAGGAAACCGUAUGCCUGGGGCACGAGUGACACACAGAGAGACAGUGUGUGUAUGCGUGAGAGAGGCUGUGUGUGUGUGUGUAAGAGGCCCAGAGAGAUUGAGACGGAGAGGCUGUGUGUGUGUGUGUAAGAGGCCCAGAGAGAUUGAGACGGAGAGACUGUGUGUGUGUGUGUGUGUGUGUGUGAGAGGCCCAGAGAGAGAGAAAGAAAGAGAACAAGCGUAUUUGUGGGCCGGCUAAAUAUAGAAAUAAAUCAAUUAAUGAUAACCCGGCUAUGUGUGCAACGCUUGCUUGCUUUGUUAUGCUCAACGCUAUUUUGCCGUAUCUGAUGAUUGUGGGUGCGGGACACAGAAUGAGAAGUCUGUUGAUAUGUGUUUGUGUACGUCUGCGCGAAAGAGAGAAUCUGUGAGUGAAUCAGUGAGUGUAUGCGUGGUCCGCUCUAUCUUCGCCCGUUAAAACGGGUAAAGGAAAGAAUAGAUAGAUUGAUAAUAAUGAAUAAUGUCUCUCUGACGUAUUGCUUCGGUCUAUGGCUUAACCUGCGGAAAUAGAUAAAUUGACAAUGAUAAAUAACCUUUUUACUGUGUUGCUUCCAUUUACUGUUGGACCCGUUAAAACUAGACCUAGAUAAGUUGACAAGGAUAAGAGAUAUCUCUUUUACUGUGUUUCAUUGAAUUACUGCUGGACCUGUCGCAUAGAUAAACUGCGAUACUAAACAACAUCUCUUUGCCGCGUGGGUUGAUGGUUUAGUCUGUUGAAGCGGAUUAAUCAAUAAGGACAGAUAACGAUUAUUGUCUAUAAGGAAUAUCUGGAUGUAUUGAAUAACGUCUCUAGGCCUUGUGGUUGUUUUUUGCUCCCCCCCCCCUG